AUGGACGUGGACAACUUUGGAAGAUGGGAUGCAUCUGGCGAAAAUGGGACGGCCAACCUCACCGCUUCAGCCAAUACCCAGAUAAAAGUAUCAAACACCUCGUUCCAGAUGGAGGAAAUACAUUCAACUGAGGUGACACGUUUGGAGAACCGUUACUUCAUUCAAGAACAAACCUACCGAGACUUCACCACUACCGUACAGAUUCUUAUCCUUAUCGGGUCUCUACUGGGCCACGCUGCAGUGCUGUGGUGCACCUGCUACACCAACGUCUUCAAGUCCGUCACCGGGCGCUUCAUCAAGAACCUGGCGUGCGCGGGCAUCUGCGCCACUCUGGUGUGCGUGCCCUUUGACCUGGUGCUGGGCAGCAGCCCGCUCUGCUGCUGGUGGCUCCGCGUGCUCUUCUUCUGCAAGGCCGUCCGCUUCCUGCAGCGCCUCUUCUGCUCCGUCACCGUGCUCAGCUUCACCGCCAUCGCGCUGGACAGAUACUACUCUGUGUUGUACCCUUUGGAGCGGAAGAUAUCUGAUGCCAAGUCCAGAGAUCUGGUCAUCUACAUCUGGGUGCACGCCGUGGUGGCGAGCGUGCCCGUGCUGGUCGUCACCGACGUCACCGACAUCUACGCCACGUCGUCGUGCCUGGCCGGGCCGAGCCACUCGCUGGGCCACCUGGUGUACGUGGUGGCGUACAACGUGACCACGGUGAUCGCGCCGCUGGCGGCCGUCUUCCUGGCCAUGGUGCUGAUCCGCCGGGCGCUGAGCGCCAGCCAGAAGAAGAAGGUGAUCAUCGCGGCGCUGCGCACGCCGCAGAACUGCAUCGCCAUCCCGUACGUGUCGCAGCGCGAGGCCGAGCUCCACGCCACGCUGCUGGCCGCCGUGCUGGCCUUCACGCUCUCCGCCGUGCCCUACGCCGCGCUGGUGGGCUACCAGGUGCUGGUGCUGGGCGCCCAGGCGGCGGCGGCGGCAGGCGCGGGCGCGAGCGAGGGUGGCGUCGGUGGCGCCGGUGGCCCGGCGGUGCCCGCGGCUCUGUGGCUCACGGCCGCCUGGGUGCCCAAGCUGUCGCUGCUGACCAACCCGCUGCUCCUGCUCACCGUCAACCGCUCGGCGCGACACUGCCUGGCCGACCUGCUGGCCCGGGCACACCGCCGCUGCAGCCGGCGCAACGCCGUGAGCACCGCCGGACUCGGGGAGGCGGGCGGCGCGGGCGGCGGCGGAGGGGGCGGAGGUGGCGCGGGGCUGGGCGGCGAGGCGGCCGCUCGCUCGGGCAGCCAGCUGCUGGAGAUGUUCAACAUCGGCCAGCAGCAGAUCUUCAGGCCCAGCGAGGAGGAAGAGGAGGACGAGGAGGAGGAAGAGGAGGACGAGGAAGACGCCAGGCGCGAGAUCCCGUCUGUCGGCUCGGGAGGGUUCCAGCACCGAUUCGAUGAGACGGCGGCGGCGGCAGCGGCGAUGCACCAGCACCACCAGCUCCACGCCGCCGCAGGGGCGCGAGAGGCCGGCCUGCCCCUGCCCAAGUCCUCCCCCGUCCAGCACUCGUGCGCCUACUCCUCCUCCCAGGUGGCCCCCGCCACCCCCACCGACCCGGAGGAGGCCACCCAGUUCGGGUUCGGGCCGUUCGAGCUGCCGCCGCAGUGGCUGCCUGAGACGCGGAACAGCAAGCGCCGGCUCCUGCCCCCGCUGGGGAACACGCCGGAAGAACUCAUCCAGACCAAGCAGCCGCGCGCGCGACCGGAGCGCCGCAUCAGCCGCAACAACAAAGUCAGCACUUUCCCCGUCGUGGACCCCUGA
Sardina pilchardus (European sardine) is the source of this 1779-nucleotide messenger RNA. RefSeq names its product G protein-coupled receptor 176 (gene gpr176). The transcript is spliced from 4 exons. Gene Ontology annotation, cellular component: plasma membrane. Gene Ontology annotation, molecular function: G protein-coupled receptor activity. Lineage: Eukaryota; Metazoa; Chordata; Actinopteri; Clupeiformes; Clupeidae. The record is from RefSeq and is a predicted model, not a curated record. Gene Ontology annotation, biological process: G protein-coupled receptor signaling pathway. The coding region runs from base 1 to 1779 and encodes 592 amino acids.